Molecule: messenger RNA, 5080 nt
Organism: Seriola aureovittata
Lineage: Eukaryota; Metazoa; Chordata; Actinopteri; Carangiformes; Carangidae
Gene: cacnb2a
Product: calcium channel, voltage-dependent, beta 2a
Exons: 13
Coding region: 922-3042 (706 amino acids)
Biological process (GO): regulation of voltage-gated calcium channel activity; neuromuscular junction development; calcium ion transmembrane transport
Cellular component (GO): voltage-gated calcium channel complex
Molecular function (GO): high voltage-gated calcium channel activity; protein binding
Source: RefSeq, a predicted model, not a curated record
UAAAACAGCAUGCACAGUUGAUGCAUGGUAUCAGUACAUCCACAAGCACAUGCACUGCCCAGCACUUAUCACUGAGACACAACGAGCAGAUGGAUUGACUGUGAGGGGCAAGUGAGGAAAAAAAAAAUGAGGGGAGUGACAGAGGAGGAGGAGAAGGAAGGGUGGGUAGAGACAGAGAUAGAGAGGCAGAAUCACUGAAGUAGCACAGGGGGGCUUGUGAGAUGUACAGAACAAACACUGACAGGCUGUGACACCGAGAGUGAGAAAGAGGGAGCUUGCAGCACCUGAGAGGCAGCAGCAGCUUAAUUAGCAUCAGGAGGAGAGUCGGUCACAGGCAGCCACACCAGGACUCGUGUAGAUAAACUGCUGUUACCGCUUGUGGAGGCUACGGCGGAGGAGGAGGAGGAAGAGGAGAACGAGACUGGAGCCAAAGCUCGAAAGAGAGGAUGAGAAGCAUCGCUGCCACCUGACUCAUACUGGGAGUCAGCCUCAGCACCUGCAGCGGCAGUCUGAGCACUCCAGCUAUCAAGGAGAUUGGGGCAGACGGAGAGAGAGCUGCUGAGAUUAUGCGUGGGGCAGAGAGCUCCUGUGGAUUCCCCAUCUUUGGCAAAAGCAGCAGCAGCAGGAGGAGCAGGAGCUGUGGCUCUACAAACAGCAGCAGAGCUAGCUGCAGCUGCAGCAAAACAAGGAGCUCUGACUCCAAAGCUAUUUAUUUAUCAAGAAAUGAAGGUAGCAUUUACAGCCAAGGUGUAACAGGAACCAUCUGUCGAUGUAGCCACAGUGUUGAAUGUACCUGUAGCCAGAGCACUGACGGUAACUGCAGAGCUGGUGCAAAGGUGCCCACAGCAGUGCAGUUAGUUGUAGUUGUAGCAGUAGCAGGGGGGCGCAGUGGCUCAGGACACUGAAUGACCAGUGUGGCUGAUGAAGGCCACCUGGAUCCGCUUGCUGAAACGAGCCAAGGGAGGUCGCGUCAAGAGCUCCGACGCUUGUGGUUCGGCCGACUCCUACACCAGCCGUCCAUCAGACUCCGAUGUGUCCCUGGAGGAGGAUAAGGAGGCAGUGCGCAGAGAGGCAGAGCGACAGGCUCAGGCACAGCUUGACAAGGCCAAGACCAAACCAGUUGCAUUUGCUGUUCGCACAAAUGUCAACUACAGCCCGAGUCACGAUGAUGAUGUCCCUGUGCCAGGCAUGGCCAUCUCCUUUGACGCUAAAGACUUCCUCCAUGUCAAAGAGAAAUUUAACAAUGACUGGUGGAUAGGACGUUUGGUGAAGGAAGGCUGUGAAAUCGGUUUCAUCCCCAGUCCAGUGAAGCUUGAAAACACUCGUAUCCUCCAGGAGCAGAGAGCCAAACAGGGCAAGUUCCACUCCAGUAAAUUGGGAGCAAACUCAUCUUCUAGUUUAGGUGAAGUGGUUCCUAACUCACGGAAAUCUACUCCUCCUUCGUCUGCCAUUGACAUAGACGCCACAGGCUUAGACCCCGAGGACAAUGAGCUUCCCGUCAACCUGCGCUCCCCUAAAGCCAGUCCAAACACUGUCAUGUCACCCCUAGCAAAAGAGAAACGAAUGCCCUUCUUUAAGAAGACGGAACACAUUCCUCCGUACGAUGUUGUGCCUUCCAUGCGGCCCGUGGUUCUGGUUGGACCGUCACUGAAGGGCUACGAGGUGACAGACAUGAUGCAAAAAGCACUGUUUGACUUUUUGAAACACAGAUUCGAGGGAAGAAUAUCAAUCACUCGCGUCACGGCGGACAUCUCUCUCGCCAAGCGCUCAGUCCUGAACAAUCCCAGCAAGCACGCCAUCAUUGAACGCUCCAACACACGCUCAAACUUGGCUGAAGUCCAGAGUGAGAUUGAGCGGAUUUUCGAACUGGCCCGGACGUUACAGCUGGUGGUUCUGGACGCCGAUACCAUCAACCACCCGUCACAGCUGGGGAAGACUUCCCUCGCCCCCAUCAUUGUCUACGUCAAGAUCACCUCCCCCAAGGUGCUGCAGCGGCUCAUCAAGUCCAGAGGCAAGUCUCAGGCGAAACACCUCAAUGUCCAGAUGGUGGCAGCUGACAAACUGGCUCAGUGCCCUCCUGAGAUGUUUGACAUCAUCCUCGAUGAGAACCAGCUGGAGGAUGCAUGUGAGCAUAUGGCUGAUUACCUGGAGGCCUACUGGAAAAGCACUCACCCCACCAGCUGCAACCCCCCAAACCCACUGCUAACGAAGCUGCCCACAGCCACCCUGCCCUCCAGCCCAGCCCUGGUCUCUGGUGUGCAGGGCAGCAGUGCAGAGCAGAAGGGAGAUAAAGUGUUAGUGGAGAGACAGGGCUCCAGAGAUGAUCACCAGCACCAUCAUCACCAUCACCACCACCACCACCAGAGCCAGGACCAGGCUGUUGCUGAUGCAGAGGCCGAGGAGGAGGGCAAUGAGGAGGAGAAGCCCCUGAGGACAGAGUCCUCCAGGAGAGCCCAGCAUAUCCACCACCGUUCGUCUUCCACCAGGACUGAGCACCACAACCACCACCACCACCACCACCACCACAGCAGUCGAGCCAGGGGCCUCUCGCGGCAGGAGACUUUGGACUCUGAGACCCCCGAGAGCCGAGAAAGCAGAGAGAGCCGAGAGAGUAAGGACUCGGCUUAUAUUGAGCCGCGCACUCAGCUCCUUCACCAGGAAGAGGAAGAGGAGGAGGAGGAAGAGGAAGAGGAGGAGGAGGAGGAGGAGGACGAGGAGGAUCUAGGGGAGGGGCACCCCCAGCAGCAACAGCGUUACGAGCCGCUGCCCCACCGGGACCACAACCACCAUCACCACCACCACCAUCACCGUGGUGGGGCCGACGAGGCCGGCCACAGCACGGGACACCACCGUUCCAAAGAGCGCGAACAGGACCAUAACGAACGCAACAAGCAGCGCUCUCACCACCACCACCGGCCGGCACGUGACCACCACCAUCACUACUACGACCGGGACAGAGACAGGGACCGAGAGGGGGAGGUGGCUCCCAAAAAGAGGGGUGAUGCAGGGGAAUGGGUCAGAGAUUCCUACAUCCACCAGUGACAGACCAAAUCCCUCCUGAAGCUCAUUUGGACUCUCCUCUUAAAGACCAUUCUGUUCUCCCAUUGUGCUGCUAUACCCUGAAACCACAGCAUCCUAUUUAUGUACACUUCCUUUGUAAAUGCUGUUGCAUCUUUUUCAAUGGCAGGAUUUUGAUUACAUAGAUACAAAUAUAAAUAUAUAAAUAUAUGUAUGUGUGUAUCUAUGCAUAGACGUUGUUUAUGUGUGGAUAUGCAUGAAUAUUCUCAAAUAUGCAUAUUUUAAACCUGUGUUUGAUAAAGCAUGACACAAAAGCAGAAUUUUUUUUUCUGUACUGAGCUGUGCUUUCUGUGAUUAGCAUUUUUUAUUUUAUUUUUGUUAUUGUUUUUUGUUUUUUUUUUGCUUGCAACCACUUGAAUAAUAUGUUCCUUCAGACUACUGCUAGAGUUGACUGCAAGAGUUGACUAACCAAGUUAGUUUGAUGCUGUAUUUGCGGAGGUCUUUUCUUAAAAAAAAAAAAAAAUAGUUAAGCAAUUUGGGAAAUACACUAAAUAAACACAUAAAUAAAACCAAUGCAGUCUAAUACAACAGUCCUUCAAUAAAUCCGACCCUCAUGAAGCGUAUAAUGUUCAGAUUGUGUUUAAACCGUUAUAGAGAGGUGUUGAUUCAACUCCUGUUGGAUUUGUGGUGCUGUUGGGUUGUAUUGUGUUACACUGACAGGUGUUUCUAUUAUUUUGUCCGCUCCUGAUAAAUAACAGAAACAUCUCUGUAUAUGCUCUGUAUAUACUGUACACUUGAAACAAACACCUUUCUUAAACUAUUUCAACUGAACAUUAUAACCUUCACAAAAGGAGGAUUUACUGCAGAAUCUUUAUACUAAAUUGCAUUGGUUUUAGCUGGGUGUGUCUAAUAAACUGGCAACUGAGUUUAAAUGAGAAGAUCAAUGCCACUCAUAUUUGUAUAGUACAAAUGAAGCUAACUCUAGCAGCCAGUUAGUUUAGCUUAGCUUAGCUUAGACUGGAAACAGAGGAAGCAGUUAGUCUGACUCUGUCUGAUGGUUAAAUAAACUUACCAGCACCUCUAAAGCUCUAAUUGACACUUAAUAUCGUAUUUGUCUGUACGAAAAAAAUCUAAAAACAUACAUUUGUGGUUUUAUGGCAGGGACUAACUUUAGCUGACUUAAGCUAACCGGCUGCUGGCUGUAGCUUAAUAUUUAACAGACAGAUCCUAGAGUGGUAUUGAUCUUCAGCAGCAAAGCGUGUAAAUGUGUUUCCCAAAGUGUCAUACUACUCCAUUAAUUUUAUGUUCAUCAUUUAUUGCUUAGUUCCCUUUUUUUAAAUUCUGCGUCCCUGGUUUUAAACAUUUGGUUCUGACAUAUUUAUGCCUCCUUCGAGGUGCACCUUAGUCAUGCCUUACAAGACAAACGACUUCUACAGUAACUCCCUCUCUGACAUGCAGUACUGUUCUCUUUGUAUGGGUCCAGAAACAUUUUAUAACAUUGAUACACCCUUUAUUCUGCACUUUUACUGAUUCACAUUGGUUUCAUGUAAAAGCAAUUUGAUAUGACAUUGCAACUUACUGUAGGUUUACUACCGAAACUCCACAAAGGUUCAUCUUUUAUUAAGUCUGAUCCCUUUUCUAAUGAAUGUUGUUUAACUCCCACUUUAAUUCCCAUAGUAUACAGAAUGUUCAUUUUCAGAUAUUUCUUCAGUAUGUUCCUCACUAAAAAAAUUAAAAUAUAAAUUUGCAAAACAAAUUCAAACUAUUUCAAAUGUUAACCAGAGGAAGUUGGGUAAGUUUUCUGUAUUUUUGCCAUUUUCUCACUCCCCUGCCUAAUACAAAGGAUUGAGCUAAAAUUGAGUCCAAGCCCCUGUUUACAAAAACACCAACCCCAUCCCCUCACUUUCUUUGGUUUUGCCUGACAAUUGUAAUUAUUAAAACUCCAUUUCUAUGCUACAUUUGUAGCACUACAGAUUUUUUAACAGUGUACAUGUGUAUGUACAUAAUGCAUAAAUAUAAAGAAUAAAGUUGGCAACAAAGAACUGCCGUGAGGGGAGAGGAA